Molecule: messenger RNA, 2019 nt
Organism: Boeremia exigua
Lineage: Eukaryota; Fungi; Ascomycota; Dothideomycetes; Pleosporales; Didymellaceae
Exons: 5
Coding region: 48-1931 (627 amino acids)
Molecular function (GO): flavin adenine dinucleotide binding; oxidoreductase activity, acting on CH-OH group of donors
Source: RefSeq, a predicted model, not a curated record
UAACGAUCUCUUGAAUCUCAGGAAUAUCCUGAUCUAAAUAACCAAGAAUGACUGUUGAGGAAUUCACAAGCAAGAGCUACGACUACGUUGUAUGUGGCGGUGGCACAGCUGGUCUCGUUAUCGCAGCUCGGCUGAGUGAGGAUCCCAAUGUGACUGUCGCGAUUCUUGAGGCUGGUGGCAAUGGCCUGGACGACAUGUUGAUUGAUGCCCCAAAUCUGUUCACGCAGUUGUGGGGCAAGCCGCAGUACGAUUGGGAUUACAAGACCGUUCCGCAGGAAGGCACGAUCGGCAGGGUUCAUGGCUGGGCUCGCGGCAAAGUCCUCGGCGGCAGCUCAGCAAUCAACUACAACAUGUUCAGCAUGGCCUCGCGGCAGGAUCUGGACAACUGGGCCCAGCUUGGCAACAAAGGGUGGGACUUUGACAGUCUGAUCCCGUACUACAAGAAGUUCGAGACGUACCAUCCAGCAUCGGAAACGCUGGGUGCGGGCCUCAACAACAAGUACCUCGACAAGUCACUGCGCGGCACUUCGGGCCCAAUCCACAUUUGCUUUUCUGAGACAGAUGUAGCGCCCAUGCAGGACAUUUGGCCGAAGACUGUUCUCAAUGCGGGAUACAAGGAGGCAAAAGACCCUCGUACUGGAUCUGCCAUUGGCGGUUUUAACCAGCUGAACACUAUCGAUCCUCAGCACAGGAGACGAAGCUAUGCGGCACGAGGCUACUAUGAGCCCAAUGCCGAUCGGCCCAAUCUGGCGCUGCAGCUCAAUGCUUUGGUGUCUAAGAUCGACUUUGAGACAUCUGAAGGCGAUGUGAAAGCUACAGGCGUCCAGUUCAUUGUUGAUGGCUCCACACACACAGUCAAGGCUAAGAAAGAAGUGAUCAUCAGUGGAGGAGCAAUCAACUCGCCGCAGAUCCUGGAGCUCUCUGGCGUCGGCUCACGCACGGUUUUGGAGAAGGCCGGUGUAGAGGUUGUCGUCGAACUAUCCGGCGUCGGGGAGAACCUCAAUGACCACACAGCGACAGGUGCUGUGGUGGGAACAAUCGACGAAGUACCCUCCGCCGAGGCACUCUACCGAAACCCAGAGAUCAUGCAACAGGCCCUGAACGCCUACAUCGAGCACAAAGCCGGGCCCUUCGUCGGCGCCCCAACAACCACCGGCUUCGCCUCCCUCGAGAAGAUCCAGCCCGACUUCCCAAACGCAGAGGCGCACAUCCAAUCCCUCGUCUCCGAGUUCCAAAAAGCGAACCCGGACGCCGACCCCGCAGGCCGCGACCCGCUGCUCGCCUCGCAGCUGCUCAACCCGCGCGAAGCCGUGUGCCAGAUCGUCGGGCUCCCGACCGGCGCCAACUUCCAGAACGCGGACACCCCGAGCAAGCUGUUCCCGUGCGACGAGGACGGCAUGUGGGUGACGCUGGGGUGCUGCUCGACGCGCUCGCUGUCGCGCGGCAACGUGCACAUCGUGUCGGCCGACGCCGCCGCGCAUCCCGCCAUCGACCCGGCGUACUUCAAGCACCCGCUGGACGUGGACAUGAUGGCGCGCGCGCUGCUGCACACGCUCAGCUUCACGGAGGUCGAGCCGCUGAAGUCGGCGCUGCGGCGGGACGCCGAGGGCGCGCCGAUCAUCGCGAAGACGACGACGGGUGGGAAGUUGCCGAGGACGCUGGACGAGGCGAAGGAGUUUGUGAGGGGGAACACGGUGACGGAGUAUCACCCUGUGGGGAGCUGUGCGAUGUUGCCGCGUGAGAAGGGCGGAGUGGUGGAUGAUAAGUUGAGGGUGUAUGGGACGAGGAAUGUGAGGGUUGUGGAUGCGAGUAUCUUCCCGUUGCAUGUACAGGGGAAUAUCGUGAGUUUGGUAUAUGCGGUUGCUGAGAAGGGAGCAGACUUGAUCAAGGAAGCGAUAGGGGCGGGGACGAACGGGGUGAACGGACACUGAGCUUGUAGGUUAGGUCAUUUCCAGGAUAGCUGCAAUGAAUGAUUGUGCAGAGAUUGCCUGAAACGCUUGGUGUCGAGAAGUAUCCAUU